Molecule: messenger RNA, 531 nt
Organism: Juglans regia (Persian walnut)
Lineage: Eukaryota; Viridiplantae; Streptophyta; Magnoliopsida; Fagales; Juglandaceae
Exons: 1
Coding region: 1-531 (176 amino acids)
Source: RefSeq, a predicted model, not a curated record
AUGAGUGGAGGGCUGAUGGUUUUAUGGAAAAAGGAGGACCAGGUGGAAUUACUUAAUUACUCCCAAUGGCACAUCAACCUAUGGGUUAAAGGAAGAAGGGGGGAGGAUGAUUGGCUGCUGACUGGUUUUUACGGAAAUCCCGAUGCUAGUAAAAGAGAAAAAUCUUGGGAGCUUCUAAAAGAGUUAAAGCCUCAAGAGGGGAUUGCGUGGUGUGUGGUGGGGGAUUUCAACGAAAUAAUCUCUCAAGAUGAAAAGGUGGGAGGGAGGGAAAGAAGUGAGGGGCAAAUGACUCGGUUUAGGGAGGGGUUGGAGUGGGCAGGGCUUUAUGAUAUGGGCUGGAUAGGAAAUAAAUUCACUUGGUCAAAUGGGCAUGAGGACCAUACUUUCAUAAAAGAAAGACUAGAUCGUGGGGUGGCUAACCAAAGGUGGAUGUGCAGAUUUAUGGAGAGGAUGGUAGAGAUACUUGGAACACAGGUUUCUGACCACAAGGCCUUGGUUCUAACUGUGGGAGGGUUGGCUGAAGGUUUUUAG